UUGAUCGCCUUUCCACAUUGCAUGGGGGUGGCUUCGCGCGCGCGGCGACCCCCAUAACCAACUGAGCGUCGCCAUUACACCACCAUAGGCGGCCGCGCAGCGUCGCAGACGUACUGAGAGUGAGACAGAUCAGCCGGCCGGCACAAACUCACCCCGGACCCAACCGUGCACGCACACGCGAACGGACACCACCGAGCCACGCAAUACGAGAGCGCGACAGGAGAAAAGGAAGAUAUAGUGAGGUAGAGAGGGUGUAAAGACGAAGAAGUCCGCCGGAAAGGACAGAAAGAGCGGUAGCGGCUUCCGGGCAGGGCGCAAGCUCGGGAUCUCCUUGUUUACAUCCGCCUAGCGCCGAUCAGCACGUUGCCUCGAAGUGGCACAAUCGGCUUCACCUUAUCUCGUCACAGUGAGGUUUCGCGUCUCUCGCAAUCUCUUACAAAUCGACGAUCAACGGCAAGGGAUCUCCAAAUCUCCUCCGAGAGAUUGCGCUUUCCUCACGAGGAGUCAUUCUACCUUUAGGACGUCACCGAAAAAAAAGAUCAGGGACUUGUCCAUGGCACAGAGCUUCAUCCUCGUUUAAUGAACGCAUCGUCAAAGAGACAAAACAGAAGAGUCUGAAGAGAUGCAACGGUGUCCAUACUUACAUGAGAUGAAAGAGCGUUUGCUCUCCCAGCCGACACCAACUGAUAGCCUGGACAUGGAACGACUUGACGGUGGUACUCCUGUUAAGGAGGCUAAUCUGCACAACGAUUAUCCGGCGCAUACAAAUCCAGGUGUGAUACCUGAACCUCCAGAAAUGCCACCUGAUUCUUUGAUUGGUACCGUUGUCAAGCUGAAUUCCGAUGGCUAUGGCUCGCACACGUCGCCAGCGCACGCAAGGCAGCCUCUAGUUCCACAGAAUUCGAAUAACCCACCCCUCUGCCUCACUCCUACGUAUUCCGGUCCAGCUAAUGGCAUGCUACCAAAGAAUGCGAAAACGUCGCUCUUCAUCAUCAUGAGCUUCAUCUAUUCAAAGCUACUCGUAGUCGUGUGCAUUGCUUACGUGAUAAGCGAGGUAGUGACACACAAACUGCCGUUGUACUAUUACGAGGGAUUCUUCACAUACCUUUACGGCAUGAGUAUCCUGUUCCUGUUGUACGUCUUCUGCUUCCUCCUUCAAGAGAGCGCUUGUUGCGCGAGAGGAAGCGAUACGCCACCACCGCCUCCAAGACCACCGAAAACUGGCUGGGCCCCUAAGGAACCUAAGGACAAGAAUAAGAAAAAGGAUAAGAAAGAAAAGGAUCAGAAGCAGGAUAAAAAGAAAAAAGAAGCGACUACUCAGGAUACAACCGAUGUUGAAGCUGGCGUUGCUACGCGAGUCUUGCGAAAACGAAAGACUUCGCAAAAUGAUCAUAGCCAUGGAAGCUUCUUCCUCAGAAUUGGUGCAAUAGCGUUUGGACUUGGUACUAUGGUAUACAACGGUUUGGAAUUCGGUGCAUUCUUCGAGGUGCCACCUACAUCACCCUGUUAUCAAAUUCUACAAGGCGUUAAUCCGGUGUUACAAAUGAUCUUCACCUUUAUGCAGAUGUACUUUAUCUUCAUGAACUCUCGAUUGAAUAUUCAUCGCUUUAAAGUCAUCGCUCGCUUUGGUCUGAUGCACGUGGUCGCGACAAAUCUUUGCGUAUGGAUACGCACGCUGGUUCUGGAGAGUCUCAAGGAGAUCACUCAGUAUCACAAAAAACUAGGCCAGUUUCAGGCGGGGAUCCUCGAGAGCAUUAAAAUGCACUCGAUGCGAAACGCAGGGGCUAUAUUGGGAACCGAGCCGCGCGACAUGGCGCAAUUGCGAGAGGCUCCUCUUACGAGGUCAACGACCGUCGCGCCGACCGUCACCAGCACGGUUGUCACAGUCGGCACUGCUCUGGGUCGCGUAAUGACAACGACAGCUAGAUCGAUCGCGGACGCAUUCACUUCGCCGUCUCCAACAUCCACCUCGACCACCACUUGGACAACCCCGUCGACAACGACCCCAUCGACCACUACCUUCGCGUUGCCUAAUCUGACGACCACCACGGCGACAACUUUAUCCACUCUUUUGACCACGUUCACACCAUCGACCACAAGCACCACCACCACUACCACUACCACCGAGAGGAUCACCACUAUCCCGACUACAACGAGCACCAGCACUACUACAACUACCACGCCGUCCACUACCACGCUAUGGUCGCAGAUGAUAGAACUACUGAACACCGCGCCACAGAGCGACAUAGACAACCAAGUACCGCAGAUCUUUGAUGUGAGUAAUUUGACAAAUAGCAGUGAUUACUGGAGUCCGAAUUUAGGUAUCUACGCGGAAGCCCUAACGGAGGAUGGCACAGUGUCCAAUUCAUGCGGACGCGUCAAUAUCAUGGGAACCAUCGUCCAGGACGCGGCGCCAUAUCUAUUUCCAUUUAUAAUCGAGUACAGUUUGAUCGGGGCAGCAGUGAUCUAUGUCAUGUGGAAGCAUAUCGGCCGACAUCCGCGUUGGCCUCAUCUGGCAGAGGCUGAUCUCGAACGUCGUUUGGAGGCUAUGUUAUCGCGAAGAGCUGUCGCUCUUGCUCAUGCAGGUCACACUAGAGUCGACUGCGUUGGAGCAAGCAAAGGUCUCUUCUUCGGUCUGCUUCUUCUGGUUGGUUCCCUGAUAUGCCUGAUACUGUUCUUCGUGCUGAUCCAUCACCCGGAGUUCGGAUUGCUCGCGAUUUAUCUCGCUGAUGUGUCUCACUGCGUCUUAAUGGCGUUAUCGAUCAUCGCCAUAAUUAUCGGCUUCAUUCGCGUGCAGAGCCUCAAGUUCAAGGCCGAGGAGCAAAGCGACCUCAAUGACAUCCUCCUGCGCGUCUCCGCUUUCGGUCUCUUCGUCUACGCCGUCUUUAGUGUGAUCGCUGGUUCCCUGGCGGCCUUCACGCACGAGCCGAAUCUACUGGUGAUGGUGACGGGAUUGCUAUCGGUCGCCCAGGUGGUCCUUCAGAUGCUCUUCAUCGCUGAUGUGUCGCGCAGGCGAGUUCACCUGCCGGAGCACGAUCGCAGCAAGCCCGGCAGACAGGUGGUUACUUUCCUGCUGAUUUGCAACGUGACCAUGUGGGUGAUCUACACUUUCGAGACCCAGAAGGUUAUCGCCAAUCCGGUGCAGCUUGAUUUCUACGGAUUCCUCGCUUGGGCUAUCGUGCAGAGGGUCACCUUGCCACUGUGCAUCUUCCACAGGUUCCACAGUGCCGUGACGCUGGCCGAGAUCUGGAAGACUAGCUACAAGGCGCGUCUGGAGUAGACGAGCGGGGAGUCCCGUCAUAGUCAAUCGUCCGGAGUGAUCGUCGGUUGGAACGAAAGAGUGAGCACAAGCAGGUCAGGAUGCUCGACGACUUCGAUCACGUACAUCGAUUUCAGGUCUCGAAAAAAAAGGUUUUUUUGAGGAGAGAGAGAGAGAGCGAGAGAGCGAGAGAGAGAGAGAGAGAGAGAGAGAGAGAGAGAGAGAGAAAGAGUGGAAGAUCGAUUGGGAAGGUCGACGGACGGAAAAAUUGCAAAAUGACGGAUCAGCCGGAAUAAACGAACAUAUAGAGCGUGUCUGACACGCUUGUUGCACGAAGAAGUCUUCGGAUGAUAUCCAAGUCGUUGAUAAUUGUUAAACAGUUCCAAGAAUUCAAGUUGGAAGUUGAAGAUAUAUCUCGUUGAGAAACCCUUUAUCGACAUCUGAAGAGGCACUUCAGUGAUACAAUCAAGGUCGAUCUAACAUCCUCGAAGAGGAGCUUUCGCGUAAAGUGGAGCUAAAUAUGAUCGUGCCGAAUCGCAAAACUGUUUUUUUGUCUCCUGUUUUGUGUAUGUUGUAUUUCUUCUGUUCUUUUUGGUUUUUUACGUUGUUAGCAUUGAUCAAUAGAGACAACAGGGAGAAGGACGGAUUAAUGACAUCUGGACGAUUGACGAAUAUCUUGUCAAUCGGACAGGCUUUCGCCGAUCUCGGCGUAAACGAAGCAGAAAACAACAAAAAUGUUAGCGCAUACGCAUUUCCCUUCACCGCGUUUCUCACCUUACACGAUCUCUAUAUACUGCCACUAAAUUUUCUACUUUUAUAUGUAUAACGUUAUAUGUACCGUAUAUGUACCCUCGCCCCAUUGUGCAUUAUCAAGAGCAUUGUAGACAAUUCGGUUCACUCGCGGGGAUUUAAAUUGUUCGAUAUAUUUCCCGAAAUUUUUCUUAUUUCAUUCAUUACGGAUAUGUCGGAUCGCUGUGAUAUACUUUUGUGAAAACUUGUGUCGGCGUUGGCGGCGAAUCACCUUCUAUUCGUACGUUAACGUAUCUUUAAGUAAAUACUUAAAUAUUUUUAUAAGUCAUCGAUAUUUAGCGGAUGAGAUUAGCCUCUAAGUUUAUCGUGUUUGUUUUACGCUCUCCGAUAUACCGUAUAUCUUACGAGGCGUUAAUUAAUUUUGGUAUCAGAAUUCGUCGUAUCAAAUUAGCUGACCGUCGAAGCGAACGGCUUCGCCUUUCCGUAUUUUUUAUUGAACUAAUUUCACGAUCGUAAAAGGUAGUGUGAGCGGAGCUCUUAGAUUUGUUUAUCAAUGCACACGACGUGUGACAUAAUGACAGCAAGUCAACGAGCAAGAAACGAGCGAAAUCGUCGUGGUUGCAUUUUUCGCGGUCGAAGUUUAACUGCAGAAAUUUUGAAAAGAGGCUCGACGAAGAACAGUGUAUAAUUUCGCGGCGUUAUUUGCUUAACGAAAGCAAAUCGAGCGACGUUUCAGUUCUCGCGAAAGAUCCUCUUGUUCUCGAAACGCUUUCGUUCAAAUCGCGAGUGCUUCCUCGCAUUCAAGAGCGCGCAAUUAACGAGAGACCCGUCUCUUCAAAAGGGACAUUUGCAAACGCAAGAUCUCCAUCGUCGUUUCCCGUUGCGUGCCGCAGAGUACAAAAUUGUUUUUGAAAUUUUACGAAUCCCUUUAUCGACACUUUUUGAAUAUUCGUUCACUUUGAAUGAACACGCCGACCGAUAUCGUGUACCUUUGUCGUAUCUUCAUCGCGAGCAGUUGGCACACGGAGGGGCGCACGUUUAAAGAACGACGUUGUACGAGGAGUCAAUGAGGAAGGAGACCCGUGUUUCGAGCCAACACGAGCGAUAGUGUAUAGAGAGUAUUUUGUUUCAUACACGCCGGGUACUCUGAAUGAAUGGCAUAUACUCGAAAAGCUUUCACGAACGUAAGCGGAAGUUACGCUCUAUGAUGCAGAUUGCCUGACUAAAAUGGUGAACGUAAGAGCAGCGCGAAGGAAGUCAAUGAUGACUUUUGCGUUUAAAAAGGCUUAUUUUCGUCGAAAAGCGAUUCGUACGUAUUUGUCCUUUCAGCUAAUUAUUCUGACAGACGGUACGAUGUUUAAACAUGUCAAAGAUUUCCAUUGUGAAUGGCUUAAUUCUUUGAGGGGCGACGGUGCAGCUUGUGUACUUCACGUAUAAGUCACAGUAUAGUGUAUUAGGUGCCACGACAUUUGUGCGUUUCUAUGUUGGUGCGAUGUGGUUUAAUUUGUGAACUACAGUGCCUAAGUUUCGCUCUAGUACUGCUUCUCUCUUUCGGAGAUCCUGCACAAAAUACGCUGACUUUCUCAGCCCCUGAAAGAGUUAAGGGAGAGAAUUUCUGGGGGAUGGGAAGAGGGAGGGGAGGGGGGAGGGGGGGGAUAGAAAAGAAACGAAGACUAUAAUCGGUUCACAUAAAUAGAGGAGCUCGCACACCACUCACGAAAAUAUAAGAGAUAAUUAUUGUCAUCAUUAUUGAUUAGUGUUUAAGCCUAUCUCAAAGAGAUCGAUCUUUCGCAUUUACUUCGCUAUUGAUAUCGUAUGUAGAUCGUUGAGAAAAGAUAACGUUCAUCGUAUAGAGACUAUACUUUGUGAAUUCCUCCACAGUCCUUGUGAAAAUACUCCCUUCUCCUGAGAAUUAAAGCACACAUUAAAUUUUUAUUUAAUAAAAUUUAUAAAUAAUGUAAAUUUUAUUAAGUAAAACUUUCCCGCGCAAUGAGAAUUAAACAAUAAUACACAAGACAUGCUCGAAAUCUUGACAGAAAUCAUAAUUAUACACCAGUCGACGUCUUUAGCUUUUGAAUUUUAAUUAUUAGAAAUAAUAUAAAUAAUAAGAGACGCCC
Messenger RNA from Trachymyrmex septentrionalis, 6126 nucleotides. RefSeq lists its product as uncharacterized. The record is from RefSeq and is a predicted model, not a curated record. Gene Ontology annotation, cellular component: membrane. The coding region runs from base 623 to 3280 and encodes 885 amino acids. NCBI's taxonomy places the organism in Eukaryota, Metazoa, Arthropoda, Insecta, Hymenoptera, Formicidae. The transcript is spliced from 10 exons. Gene Ontology annotation, biological process: proton transmembrane transport. Gene Ontology annotation, molecular function: proton channel activity.